ACCAACUACUCACAUCACACGACUAUAAAACCCAGAAACGACGAAGAAUCAUCAACCUGCUCUCUUUGGACAUCUGAUUGUGAGAUUAUUGAUUAAAAGGUGGUGAACAAGAAACUGAAGAGAACAAGGGGCUCUCACAGUCACUGGACAUUUUACUGAAUAAAUAAACUCUGUGAAGGCUUGACUUUCAUCUACUGAGUGCUCAGCAGCAUCGUAGUGAUUGGACUGAGAUUAUUGUAAGGAACAUUUCUCUUACAUUGAGAGCACAUUCAAGUGUCUUUCAGCAGCCAUGGCUUCAACAGGUCUUCAGCUGCUGGGCUUGGUGUUGGCGGUGCUGGGUUGGGUUUGCGGGGCGUUGGUGUGUGCGGCUCCUCUGUGGCGUGUUUCCGCCUUCGUGGGGGGAGAGCUGGUGAUUGCCCAGGUGGUGUGGGAGGGACUGUGGAUGAACUGCCUGUCUCAGACCACAGGCCAGAUCCAGUGCAAGACCUAUGACUCCACCCUGGCCCUUCCUGUGACUGCCCAAGCCGCCCGGGGCCUCACUGUUCUCUCCCUGCUCCUCUGCCUCCUGGCCCUCAUGCUCGGGGUGGCGGGGGCCAAGUGCACUCACUGCAUGGGUGAUGGUAACCAGGCCUCCAAGGUUCGGGUGGGCAGGAUAGCAGGGGUGCUCUUCCUGGUGGCUGGCUUGGCGUUCAUGAUACCCAUCUGUUGGACCGCCCAUGCAACUAUCCGGGACUUCUAUGAUCCCAAUAUCGCAGCGCCUUAUAAGAGAGAGCUGGGCCCAGCGCUGUACCUGGGCUGGGGGGCCGGCCUGCUGCUCAUGGUGGGGGGCUUUCUGCUGCAUUUGGGGUCCUCUCAGCAAAGCAGAGGAAGACUGCCUACUUUUGCUGGAGUGCUGAAAGACAACCCAGGUACAGGUGCAGACGGAGAGGGGAAGCCACAGGAAAAAUCUUUUGUAUGAGAUGAUUUUAUUGGACAAGAGAGAUACAAACGCACACAGAGGUCGCAACCUUGUCACACAAGCUUCAGAAAAUCACAAGGUCACCAUCUAUUGGAGGGUAUUCAGCCUACAGCCUUUUAUUUCUUAUAAAGCGGUUAAAGGAUUGUAUUUUAUGUUGAAUUUCAUUAGUCAUUGGUAAAUGAUAGUUUGACAUGUAUUCAUUUAUUUACAUGAUACAAAACAAAGGGUUUGUAGUAGAAUUUACAUUAUUUAACAGCUUUCUCCCAGAGUAGGAGUUGACAUGCAUUGUGGGAGUAUUUAAAUGUUUUGAGCCUUACUAAUGUGUGUGACUCACAUUUCUCAAAUUCCACUCUGCCUCUGCCUAUGUGUGUGCGUGUGUGUGUGCGUGUGCGUGUGCGUGUGCGUGUGCGUGUGCGUGUGCGUGUGUGUGUGUGUGUGUGUGUUGUGUAUGUGUGGGUGGUCUGUGUACAGAAGGCCAGUGUACAGUAUAUCUGUGUAUGCUGGUGUGUUUACUGAAAAUAUGUGAGGGGAAUUAUUGUUUAUUUUCUUAUUAUGAAUGUUUCUGAGCAUUUGGCAUUUCUGAGCAAAUGUUUUUUAUUUAAAUGUAUUUUAUUGUUUUAUUUUAUAUUAAUUUUAACUGGGUUUUGUAUAUGUAUUUCUACAGUACUCUCUGAUUGAUAUCGAGUACAACACAGCAAUUUUCCCCUACGUUUUUAAAGCUUUUUUUUUAAAACUGACAAUUCUAAAUAAUCAUCAAAUUGUUUGUAAUAUUAUACAGCAGUAGUAGUUGUGUUCCUUUAGUUUACUGGAAAAUGCAUUGCUUAUCUAAUGUUUUAAUUUCUGACUUGAUGUAGUUUACUAAAAUUACCAUUACUGUAUAGCCAAUGCCAUGUCUUACAUAUAUUUCAGAGAUGUAGCAAUUCUUAUAAUGUUUACAGCUUCUCCCACUGUACAGUUGUCAUAAUAAUUAUUCAGUACAUGCACAUAAGUGGGAAAUUGCAUUUUCCAGACUUAUUCUUUGUAUUGACGGUGGUUUGUAUAAUUUAUAACUACGGAAUAGUUGGCCAUGGGGAAAAACGCAUUAAGAUGCAAAAUAGGAUCCAAAUUUUCCUUUGAAAUUAUAUUUGUGCAAAUUGUCACUCUGCCUGAAGUGAUCAGAUUAUAAAAAAGAAAAAAGCAGCACAUGAGUAAUUUAUAUUUACUAUAAAUAUCUGCUGGGCUAAUCCAAAUUUAUGGUGGUCCUACUUUGGUCCACGGUCGCCCACUUUAUGCAGCCUGGUCAAAAACAACGAAUGAGCAUACUGUAUGCAGGUCCGUUUUGGGUCCAGGCUUUUGGAAAUAAGCAAUGUCUACAUUCUCACUCCAAUCCGACAUGUAUUCAAAUGGAAAACCAUUAUGAUUAUACCCAAACAAGAGCCCAAAUCAUUAUUUUACCUUCAUGUGCUGUAACAGCAGAUAUAGUACACUAGGAAGCAGUAAACACACAGUAACUGAAGUGCACUCUUGCAUGAACAGCCGUUGACAAGACGAUGUAAACACUAGUAGGCCUACAUACUCCUACCAAGUAUACAAUAGAAAGCAAGUCGGAGAGACCAAUAUGGAUGCUAGUUUGCAGCUUUUAUCAACCUCUUGUCUGUGAUAUUUGAUAUACAAUUAAUAGUAUGCCAGUUUGUCUUUCUGCUAAAAUAUGUUGCUGUGAUUAUUAAAAUGUUUGA
Notothenia coriiceps (black rockcod) is the source of this 2673-nucleotide messenger RNA. RefSeq names its product claudin-9-like. The coding region runs from base 290 to 958 and encodes 222 amino acids. Gene Ontology annotation, molecular function: structural molecule activity. The record is from RefSeq and is a predicted model, not a curated record. NCBI's taxonomy places the organism in Eukaryota, Metazoa, Chordata, Actinopteri, Perciformes, Nototheniidae. The transcript is spliced from 2 exons. Gene Ontology annotation, cellular component: membrane; bicellular tight junction.